This is a messenger RNA of Plasmodium fragile, 7899 nucleotides long. RefSeq lists its product as uncharacterized. Gene Ontology annotation, molecular function: phosphatase activity. The coding region runs from base 1 to 7899 and encodes 2632 amino acids. The record is from RefSeq and is a predicted model, not a curated record. Gene Ontology annotation, biological process: phosphatidylinositol dephosphorylation. The transcript has 2 exons. Lineage: Eukaryota; Apicomplexa; Aconoidasida; Haemosporida; Plasmodiidae.
AUGAAUGCAUACAACACUGAAGGGAGAUACUUGUUAAUAAUAUACGAAAAGGUAUUUAAAAUAAUCUACAUAAAGAAUUUAAAAGACAGCAAAAAUGAUAAGGUCAAAGUGCCAUCCCUAUUCAUUUUCCGCGAUAGUGGAAAGUGUACUGAGAAAUUAAUAAAUAAAGAUAAAAUCAGGAAGAAGAGCAAAAAAUUUGGAAAUAUUAUAAGUGAAUUAAUCAUAGAUAAUAUAAUUGGAACUAUUGAAAUUCUAGAUGAGUUAUUUUUGUUCGUAGUGGACAAAUGGAAACUACUGUGCAAAUUUUUUUACUUAAAUAAGUAUAGAAGUAUAUAUAAGAUAGAGAAGGUACAUUAUAUCCCUUACAAUAUUAAUAUAGUUUCUUUGAAUACAAUAAUUAGCAAUGCGCUGAACAUUGAUGACAACUCCAAUAAUUACUUUAUCAACCACUUGGUCAACCAUGAAGAUAUAGGAAAAGAUUUUGAGGUCAUAAAUAAUAGCAGUCACAGUACAGCGGUAGCAAAGCGGGUCACGAGUCCUAGUGACCAACGGAGUAGAAGCGGAAACCGUAGUGAUAAUCGUAGCGGCAAGCAUGGUGACAAGGCGGGAAGCUCCCAGCAGAAUGGGAACUCCAAUGAUCCCUCCUACGAGCCAUACAGCUCAGACAAUAUAAUUGAGAAGAACUACAAAAUGGACGAGGAGAAUAUGUAUAGCAAACAUUUUGCAAAUACAAGUAGCAAGUUUGGUGGAGACAGAUCUACGAGCACAGGUAACAAAUUUGGAACUGAAUUCGAAAUGGAGGUUGAACCCAUGAGUCAUAGAACCCAUGGAAGUGGCAACUACAACAAGAAAGAAGAGAAAAAUAAGAAGAUCCUCAAUUUUAAUACUGCGAAAAGAUGGCUGACUAACCAAUUCAAUCAUAAAAAUCUUUUGAAUAUCAUUUCGGACAUAACGAAUUAUGACGCUCGGGGUCUUGGCGCUUCUGCCGACAACAUGGGAGCUGCUAGGAGCAGCCACACCCACAGGGGAAUGCAGCGGAACGAGGAAGAAAUCAUGAACACCAAUUCUUCAACGAUGGAUGACAAUGAAUUUAUGAUGCAAGUGCUAAACGAUAAGGACAAGUGCUCUCGGCAGGAGAAUGGAGGCAUGUCUAACAAGAUAACCAAUAGUGAGCAUAACUCCAGAGGUCGAGGCGCUGGGGAAAAGAAAAAUGGCAGUAGUACGUACGAUGCCAAUAGUAAUGAUGGUAACGUACGUAGGACAGAAAUACACGCGUCUUAUGCGAAUAAGGAAGAUGCUCACGUGAAGAAACUCAUUGAUUCUCCAAAGAUAAACAUUAACUUGAUUGAUGACUUGUUUACGGAUAGGAAGGACUGUGGGGAAUCGACAGUCGGUAGAGAUCAAAUGGGUAUACAAGGGAAGGGGUUAAACGACUUACUGCUUGAUGGUAGGAAAGAGUCAUGUCAAAUCGGAGGAAAGAAUGACCAGAAUAAUUUUCUAAACAUUGGGGAGAAUAAGAGGAGGUCUAGUUUGUGCCCACCUGGAGUAAGUCUGCCUAGUGACAAAGGGGAUAUAGUAGGUACAAAAGCAGCAGUUGGAGAUGUGCCCACUAGCGGGAACAACGAUAAUUACUACCACAGUUUGAUGAGCAUUUAUAAUGAUGAAAAGAAGGGCGCAGGGAGAUCAAGGAACGGAAGCACUAGUAGUAAAGUUGACGAUGAUAAGGGCGUACCAAUCGAUAGGGGAAAUAACGCGGUAAUGUAUUCUUCAAAAAAUGCAAAAGGAAAAAACAAGGGGGACCUGAAGGACCUCAUUAACAACUCCUACUUCAACGUAGGGAACAACCUUGUUGUGAUGGAUAAUAGCGAACAUAGUGAGAAGAGGAACUCCUACCCCCUGAGUUUCAAAAAUGCAAAUGACCAAAGUGUCAAAACGGAUGAAAAAAAAAUGAAUAUAAAAAUGGACAUGCACAAAAUGUUAAAAAUGAUACAGAAAAUUCUGACAAUCCAUAUGUACUACUCGUAUGACUAUGACUUAACGCAGUGUAUUCAGAAAAAAACGAAAAAGAAUAUCGAAGAGGUAGAUGUAGAACCCAUGUUUUCUUCAUCGCCAAUUCAUAGGAAAAGAUCCUUCCUACAUGUGAGCGAAAAAAAUUUCAUGUGGAAUUAUCAAAUGAUUAAAAAAAUCAAGUCUAAAUGCAAAAUUGAUGACAAUUGGUUUUGCUCAGUAAUUCAGGGCUACAUUUCUUACACUUCUAUUGAGAUAAAUAGGAAGUGUUUAGAGCUGCUUCUCAUAAGUCGUCGCUCCUCCGUCUUGGGAGGGACACGAUUUAAUAAGAGGGGCAUCAAUGAUGAUGGGUAUGUGGCUAACUAUGUAGAGACAGAGCAAAUUGUAAGAAUUAACAAUAGGAACGUUACCUAUAUGAAUCGAUUUGACAAGGCUAACAUGGCUCUAGAUAAUGUGAAGAAGCAUAAAGGGAGUGAGAGAAGAGGCUCAUCCGUUGGUCCCGAUUUUGGAACCCCUAACAGGAACGAUGUGAACAAUUUGAGGGAGGCACAAGAUAGCUCUGUGGGAGUAGGUGCUGCCCCCAAAGUGAUGCCGCAUAGAGCGAGUGCGCCAAGUAGUAGUGGACAGAAUAUACAUGAGGGAGAGUCGGACUCGUUGGGGAAAAUGUCCUAUCCGCUGGAGGAAGAGAAGGCGACAGGUGAAGGAACUGUCGAGGCGAGUGUUAAUAAGGAAAAGGUUGCCGCCGGGGAGAGUGGCGCAGCCAACCAGGGGUGCGUCAAUAGUGACAGCAAUUUUGAGAACAGAAUAAUUUCCCUAGUCCAAAUAAGAGGAUCGAUUCCUCUCUUCUGGAAGCAGCAUUCCAUGUCAUCGCAUGUAAAUAUACAGCGGUCUUCACUGCUAAGUAUCAAGGCCUUCAAGGAGCACAACAAAAAGUUGAUCACAAAUUAUGGCAACAAUAUUUACUAUAUAAAUCUUCUUAGCCAAAGCAAAAACAAUGAAAAGAAAUUGACGAAAAAAAUGAUCGAGCUGAUUAAUUAUAUAAAGAAGGAUAAGCAGUACAAAGAGAAAAAUUUUAUUAAUUACAUCGAGUAUGAUUUUCACAUUUCUGUAAAGAACAAAAGUUUCGAAGAUGCCAUGAACGAUUUUAUUAAUAAAGUUCUAUUGAACGAGAUAAAGAAUGUAUCCUUUUUUAUGGAAAAGUCGAAUAGUGUGGUUGAGGGGGGUACCAAUACAAACAGCAGUAGUAGCAAUAAUGUUGGGGAAAAUGACACUUGCGUUUUUCAAAACGGAGUGUUUAGAACGAAUUGUCUUGAUUGUCUAGACAGGACCAACGUCUUCCAGUACUACUAUACAUUGUUCUUCAUCCUAUAUGUUUUGCAUGUAUCAAAAAAUGACAUUUUUUUAAAGCCAGUGAAGAAACCACACCUGUGUUUUUACAAGAAUUUCAAUACACUUUUUAAUAGCAAGAGCGUCACCAUAGUGACUACCCUCCCGUUGGAGAGCUACCUGCUGGAACAUUCUGAUAAGCCAGGUAUUAAUAAGCAUUACGAUUACAGCAAGGGGAGCAGCAACAGUAGCGAUAGUUUGUUUGAGGAUUACUGCUAUGUGAAUGAGGGGAGAUCCCCUCGCAAUGAGGAGGGCGCAAAUGAUGUGAGUAGCGUAAACAAUACGGGCAGCGUAAACAAUACGAGCAGUGUCAACAAUACGAGUAGCGUCAAUAAUGAGAGCAGCAUGAACAACGCUAGCAGUGUUAAAAAUGGAGAAAGCAACGUCCAUAACGGUAGCAAUGUGAACAGCGGCGGCGGUAAGAGGGAAUGUCUCACGAGCGAAAUCAUGAACAGAAUGGAAAAGGAGGAAAAGAAGCAUAGAAUGUCUUACAGCAAUUAUGAGAGGGAAGACGAAAGGAAGUUUAGCAGUCGACAGGAACAGCCCUAUGAAUACGUACAUAUUUUAAAACAUUUCUUUAAAAAAAUGUGGGUAGAAAAUGGAGAUAUUAUUAGUACCCAUUAUACUGGAACAGGCAGCGUGUUUUCUUCACAAAUAAACGUAGGAAGGUCUUCCCUAAGCACAAACAUUGAUCAUGCGAUUAAAUCUAUUGAGAGAUUUUAUCAAAAUAAUUUUGAAGAUAAUUUCAGACAAGAGUGCAUUGAUAUUAUUUUGUGCACAGGGAAAUAUAGCAAAAGCAAGAGAAGAAAUUUUAUAGGGGCCGAUUUUAAUUACUUUUUAAAUUACGGCAAUUUUAUGAAUAAGGAGAACUUCCUCGGUUUACGGGGCAGAAAUAUGGGCCUCUCGAUUCCAUACCUACCAUAUGGAAGGAAUGCGCAGAUGAGCAGUGUGCAUCCGAGUGAGGGCCAGAUCCAAACCGAGAGGGGUAUCUCGAAGGAGAAUCAACAAAGGGUAAGAAGCAAACAUAAGGCACUCGAGUGGAAUACUAAUAGCAGUGAUUCGAGUGAUAAUGAUGUUGAAAAUAGUAGUAGCCUGCUUGAAGAGGAACAAGACGAAGACGAAGAGCCCUUAUCGAGGGAAAGAAGCAAGCAGGGCACAAUUGGAGGGCCCAGCAAAAGUAUGGAGACGAAGAAGGUAGCAAGAAGGAAUGGUAAGGAGACACAUUCAGAGGUAGAUUAUCCUCCAAAUAAAGGUGUAAAUUUUGAGGAUGACAAGGUGAAGGACGAUGAAGAGGAGUCGGAAGAUCAACAGGAGCACGCACACCAAUCACCUCACGCGAAGGAAUCACGUAAAAUGCUCAAAUCGAUGAAGCGAACCAAGAUGAAGAAGACGAAGAAGGUGCAUUUGGAGGAGAGCGAAAAUAAGGAAGUUGUCCAUCCGAGGAGGGAAAAAUCGUAUGGGAAAUGCACCUCCAUGAGGGACAAAUACUCACGAACAAAUGUGAAUAAUGAAAGCAGCGAAGAGAACACACUAAACAGCAACAGUAGUAGUUACAGCAGUGGUAGCAGAAGUGGAAGCGACAGUAGCAUUUCAGACAGUAACUUCCAGAAAAAGAGGAAGAAGAAAAAAAAAAGAAAAAAUGUAAAUAAAAAGGGCAAAGAAAAAAAAAACAAAGGUGAUCUAGUGUACAUGAAAAAUCUGUAUAAGAAAAAAAAUUAUAUAUACAACGUGAGGAAUAGAAACAAGUACAGUGAUUAUCUAAGUCAUGAUCUUAUAAAUCAUUACUACGUGGAUUAUGAUGAAUCUAAAAUGGGCAGUUCGCAUAGGAAAAAGAAAAAAAUGACCAAUAAUGAUUAUGAAGAAAAAAUUGUAAAACUGUGGGCAGGCACAUGGAACCUAUGUGGAAAUGACCUGUACGAACUAAAUGACAUUUCUUCCUGGCUGAAUCAGAUCAACGAGUGCAUUGACAUGUAUGUGUUUUGCUUCCAAGAGGUGGUCGAGUUGACGGGAUUUAGAAUUUUGAUGAACAUGAAAGACAAGUUCAAGGAGAAGAAGAUCGAGCAGAAAAUUAUCCAAUCCCUGGCAGAAAUGUCGCAGAGACAAAAAGAAAUGUAUAUUAGGAGUAAAAUUGGAACUAGCGAGUACUUUGCAAAUGGUUCCAUGAAUGGUGAAAAGGAGGGACACAAGGGUGUCACCAGCCAGUCCGUCAACACGCCUCACCAUACGUAUGAUAACCACACCGGAGUCAACAAGGACGGGACGAAUAAGGACGACUACUACGAAAAUUGUUUCAAUUGUUUUAACGAUUCGUACAUGGGCGAGGGCGCGUCCUCCGUGGGGAACGCUGGCAAUGAUGCUAAUGCUUCGAACGCUGGAAGUUCGACCCAGAAGGAAGAGAGAAGAAGUAUCGAUCAGAAUGGCAUCCUUGACAUUUCGAAGAGUUGCUUCCUGAACAAUUACUUUAACAGCUUGGAGGUGGAUCAAGGGCAAGCUCAACCUCGUUUUUCUGUUUCAUCGGCUUCGCCUAACUCCCAGGAUGAACAGAGCAAGUUGCUCAAUAUGGACAUGCUCAACAUGAACAUGAUGACCCCCGAGGAUCCCCUCAGUAGGAACCCCCCAACGAACGCGCAGCAAAGAAAACAAAGUAGUAAUGUGCUAAAUGUUUUGGAGGAUCGGGAUAACAAGGGUGGCAAACUUCUAGGGGAGAACAUGAUAAAAAGCAAUGACACAAAUAUUAGUUCCAAUAUAAAUGAGCUCUUUGAAAGUAGCCCUAUAAGUAGUUCUAAUAGGAAGGAAAACAAUGUUGUGUGUAGCAGCAGAGACGUCUUCAACUUGGUCGAUAAUACAUACGGUGUAAAUAAUCACUUGGGGGGAAGUUACCCCAGUGGAAAUGGAACCGGGUGCAAUUCGAACGAUGUGAGUGUGAACAUUAAAGGACACAGUGAAGAGGGUAAACAGUAUCGAGUGGAAGGAAACAAACAGAGUCAUAUGAAGCAGACGGGCCAGAAAAUGCAGGACGAUGAUAUGUAUGGCCAAUCUCAAAAUCGGAAGAGAGCGGACACGAAUAACGUUCACAUUUCUACCAUGCAAGAUGUUUUUCAAGACAGCACACAUAGAGGCUCUGUAAAUUUGAUACAAUUGGGGGGAGACGACAUGGAUGGUUCUGUUAAUGGAAAAAAGGGUGCGAAGACGCAUAGCCACGUGGAAGGAAUGAGCACACAGAGGACUCGGACCUCGGAUGAAUUUCCUGGCAGGGAUUGUAAACGUGGUGAAGAACAAAUACCUUUUAAAAGUAACGACGUUUUUUUGAAGAACGAAUCAAAUAAGUACUUUUUAAAUUUGAAAAAAUUUAAGUAUGUGAAGCUGAAGUCUGUAUCCAUGAUAGGACUUUUCAUCAUCAUUUUUAUUGAUGAGGGGUUAGUGGACUACAUAAGAGAAAUUGAGGUGUGCAAAGUAAAGGUCGGAAUGAAGGGCAACACGGGUAACAAGGGAAGCGUGUCGAUAAAAUUUCGGCUAGGGUUUAACUCCUUCUGUUUUAAUAAUAUCCAUUUGGCAUCAGGCCAAACGAACAUCUUCGAAAGGAAUAAUCAAAUGCAAAGCAUUUUGAGCAACAGCUUCCAGAACCAAGAAUUGAAUAAUCUCUUUAACUUUGAUUAUUUCUUCGCAUGUGGGGACUUCAAUUUUAGGAUCAACAAAAGUCAUGAGGAGGUUUUCAAAUCGAUUGCGAAUAAGAAUGCCAACCAGUUGCUGCACUAUGACCAGUUCAUUUACAACAAGCUGUAUAACAUUCUUCCGUUUUGCCUUUUCUACGAACACCCCAUCAUGUUCAACCCCACGUACAAGUACAAGAAGAACUCCAACAUGUAUGACGUCCGCCGGACCCCCGCCUGGUGCGAUCGCAUACUGGUGAGCGGGAAGCUAAUACACCUGUCGGAGCUGGAGAAGAAGCGGAAGGAGUACAUGACACGGGAGUUCCAAUCAGAGAAGGACGAUGUGAACAACAGCAACAGGGGCCAGCUGAAGAACAGUCAAGGGGAAAAACAACUGGCUAGCAACAAUCCACAGGGUGAUGACCCGAAUGAUUUUUACUAUAACGAUAGAAUAUAUUUUAAAUACUUAAAUUACAAGACACACAACAAUUUUUUCUCAAGUGACCACAAACCGGUUAGUGCAAUUAUAGAGUUAAAAGUUUUUUUCGACAAGAAGGAUAUCGAAUAUAAACUUUUUAACUCGUACAGUAUGAAAACGAAUGAUGACUUUAACAGUUUUGCAAAAAAUUCUAGCAACACGAGCAACAGUAGUAAUAAUAAGAACAGCAAUUUGCUGGACUAUUUUUUCCCCAAUAACUAUGGGUUAAGCAAAUACACGGCCUACCCCAUCUCGCAAAUUUUGAAUUACUCAAAUAAUGUGAAUAGCAAGUUUAAAAAUGAAAUGCAUGACCAUACGUUUCGUGAGGAUGCGAUGAAGAAUGUGGAACGACUGGACGAUUUUUCCUGCGCCAAGUGA